AUGGCAAAUUUCGCUUGUAUCAUAGUUUAUAUGGCAUCAGUGGCAAAAGAAGUCGGCAAUAAGCAAUAUGCGUCGUCCAGAAUGGAUGAUCCUCUCUUUCACUAUUCAUAUGGUUAUUCAUUCAUCAUGCUCAAGAUCUCAUUUCUUGGCAAUGAAACUGCAGCUCUCCUCUCUGUUCUAGUUUUUAUGGCCAAACGUGAUGCAUUUACAUAUAAUCAAUUUCGUAUCAGAGCAUUUGUUAAAAAAUAUGAUAUCGUUGCCGUCGACAUGUACCAUAAACGCACACGAUUUCGAUCGGCUGAAAGAAGAAGAAGCACUUUUGUUUUGGACCAACCAAAAAAACCACAGUUAUGUUUAACAAAGCUGGAUUCCGAAACUGAUGUGCCGCAUUUUAUUUCAAUGCUUAAGAAACCAUCGCUCAUGCUUUGUCGAGACCAAGAUGAUAGGAAAUCUAUAGAAAGUGCUUUAACACAGCAGAAAAUCAAUAAAGCAUCAAAUUCGACGCUCUGA
Messenger RNA from Dracunculus medinensis (Guinea worm), 510 nucleotides. NCBI's taxonomy places the organism in Eukaryota, Metazoa, Nematoda, Chromadorea, Rhabditida, Dracunculidae. The record is from the annotation of a GenBank genome assembly.